AUGGCCGCCGAGAAAUAUAAGAUUACGAAGGAGCUAGCUGAGAAGAUCGUAUGUAAAAGGUUUCAAGAAGAAGUCGUGAUGCCUGACUUCGGGGACAACGAUCAGAUUAGUGUAGAUGAACACAUUAAGAAAGUAAUUUCUCGAUCCUCAGCCGAACAUGUCUACUAACGAAGCCCAGAUCCCUGUGAAGUAGGAAAUCAAUGACAACAUCCCAAUUCAAUCCCCCUGCAUGGCACCUACCUAUGCUUGUAAUGGGCAAAUCCAUCCAUAUACUAGCGUACAGGAUUCAACACCCCUCAACCACGUGAACCAAUCAUCAACUGCCAUUGAAGACCCCCUCUGAAACCCCAACCUGGUCCAAACCCAGCUGACUACGAUAUUGAAAAUUCUAAAAAUCCAGAAUCAAAGCAGAUUACGUUUGCCAGAGCCUGGCGUCUUUUCUGGCGAUCACCUGAAGUACCCAGUAUGGGCAAAAGCAUUUGAAACGCUAAUAGAAAGUCCUGCGAUUAGCUCUGCGGAAAAACCCCAUUAUUUGGAAAAAUAUGUUUCUGGUGAAGCAAAGGCGAUUGUCGAAGGAUUCAUGUUACUGGAUGGCAAUGACACUUAUGAAAGGGCGAAGAAACAGUUGUCAAAACGAUUUGGGAAUUACCUGUUCUACGACUUCAUUACUGAGUUGGACACAAAUCCUUUCUGCCUUCUUUAG
Molecule: messenger RNA, 703 nt
Organism: Paramuricea clavata
Lineage: Eukaryota; Metazoa; Cnidaria; Anthozoa; Malacalcyonacea; Plexauridae
Source: the annotation of a GenBank genome assembly